This is a messenger RNA of Penaeus indicus, 2938 nucleotides long. Its product is annotated as serine proteinase stubble-like. The transcript has 4 exons. Bases 307 to 2085 code for a protein of 592 amino acids. Lineage: Eukaryota; Metazoa; Arthropoda; Malacostraca; Decapoda; Penaeidae. The record is from RefSeq and is a predicted model, not a curated record.
ACUGGCAACACGCGUUCGGCACGGCCUCGUCUGCCAUUCGGCGAGAGAGAAGUUAUCGCUACGAUCCCUCUUCUAUGGGUUGACUCCGCACCGGGUGAUUGCGAAGAAUUGAGCGGCGAAGUUGUGAAAAAACAGCGAUAUAUUUCCUUGCAAUCGCUGGCUGUCAGUGCUGGAUCUGCCUCAUGUCGGGCGUUGCCAUUUCCCAGUUAGGAGCGAGAUUGUAAAAGGGCGAGAUUACAUCCGGAUAAUUCUGCUGAAAGGCGAUUCACCGACACAUUUUUUUUGAAUGAUGAGCCACUGCUGAAGAUGACUCUCGCAUCGUUGAUAAGUGGGCUGCAGCGCCUCUCGCUGUGCGUACUCGUGGGCGUGGCGCUCCGGCCUCCCGCCCACGGCCUGGUGAUCAAGCACGAGCCCCAGGUGGACACGGAGCUGUACGUGGCGCCGGCGACCUACACGCGGAAGGACGGCAAGGCGCUGCCCAGCACCAUCAUCAUCUCCCGCCCCAUCGGCGUACGUGAUGAGCCCGAGAAGCCGCCCCUAAGGGACUUCCCGCAGGACGCGCUGACUUUCGUGAGCGCCGCCGAAGACUCGAGGGAAGGCAGCAUCGACCUCAAGCACAACAUCAAGUUUUACAAGAUCGAGUGCACCAGCGGCCGCUCCUGCUCCUCGAUCAUCCCCGCCUACACCACCACUCCUCCCCCCCUCAACCUCAAGCCUCUGAGUGACGAGGAGCUCAAGGAGUACCUCGAGCAGUUCAGUCUCCGAAAUGGAUUCCAGUAUUCCGACGACUUCGAGUCGAGCGGCAGCCCGUCCGUUCCCGAGGAGUCGGACUUCGACGGAGAAGCGAGCGAGGAGCGCGCGUUCGGAGGACACAGUGACAGGGGUUACUGGCCGGGGUCGAGGUUCCGCCCGGGCGCUAAGCCUUCGAGAGGGCAAGUGUUCAAGUACCAGUCAGUGAGUGGGUCGAGGGACCACGGGACUCAGGACCCCUUCCGGUUGCCGUUUGUGACUUGGGAUCAGAUCUCAAGCGACUUUCCCUCGAGGCCCACCAACAGCUGGGACAGGGUGUCGAACAAACGGCCCAGCAACGCCCAGUCCUACGAUCGCUUUUCCACGCAGAAAACCCGCCGGCCAAGCCAGAAGAAUCCACGGCCUCAGUUGCUGAAGCCCGCGGCCCCGCACGACGACGCCAUUCUCCCUCCGUCCGGCCCCCCUCGGCCCCCGCCGCGGCCCACCAAACGGCCCUCUGCCUAUGACGGGGUUUGGAACCGAUACGGCAUGUCCACGGUGUCCCAGCUGGACCGCGACACGGGGAAGUGGGUGAAGAUAUCCUCCAGCAACACACAUUUGGAUGAGAGGCCCUAUAGCGAGCCUGCUCGCCCCUCGGAUCCUCACCGGACCCCCACCCACCACGCCUCCGCGAGCCUCACGGUCCUCGGCGUGAACGACAGGCAGCCCCAUUCCUUCCCCAGCUAUGAGCGCAACAGUUCCCACACGGUGGAGGUGCCCAGCGCGCUCCCGGGCAACCCUCCGGAGACGAUCGAAACCGGUGGAGAUUACGUGCAGAGCUUCGCUUCGGUGCCUCUGUCCGUGAUCGCCCCGGGGCUGUUUCGCCCCCUGACUCCUGCCCCGGCGUCCUCCAUCGAGACCACGGGCGUCGCCCACGUGAGUGUUCCCCUUUAUCUCAUCUCUCCCCCUCCCCUUACUGCAGCUAUCUCUGACGAACCCAAUACUACCACAACCUCUAGUACCACCACCACCACCACGACUACCGCACGCCCUCCUCCCACCACUACCACCCGGCCGACCAGCACCAGCACAACUGCAAAGCCUCCCCAGCAGGCGCCUGCCGGGUUCUUCGACAACCCUUCUGCUGUCAUGGCUGCUGUGGGAGCCGGUCUCAUCCCCGCCACUUUCGCUGCCCUUCUGCCCGUGUUCGUUGGAGGCCGCAGGAGGCGCAGACGCAGAUCUGUUGUUCUCGACGACCUGGGCCCCAGUCGGAAAGGGAUUCCUGAGGAGCAAGUUGCUGAAGUGAGCCCCAGGGUGUGGCGGGCCUUGAAAGCCCACCGAGACAACGACAGAUAGUUUGACCCGCGGCUUUAUCUGACUUCCUGACGCAGACAUUCUUCAGACGAUGAGUCAUAGGCGAAGGCAGUCAAUGACGAAAUAGAAGAAAGCGCCACUGAAUUGCCUUGCACUGAAGAGGCGCUGAAUCUGAAACCAAAAGUCCGAAAAUAAUCUGUUAAGAAACCAAGGACUCUCGGACUCUCUGCAGUGAGGAUAUUUGAAGAGCAGGACUCACAAAUGCAAAAUAUAUUCACAAAUGGAUUCAGCUUUAGGAAUCGCGCUGAAUAAAUGUAAAAAAUGACACAACGAAGGAAAAAUAAUGAUGAUAUUAGAUGUCUUGAUAAUUAUUUUGAUUAAUACUUGUUGUUUGUUCACAAAUCACUCCAUUGCAUCUAUAAACAUGCUGGACAUGUUUAUUUGUAUUUUUACAUGUUGUUGAUUUAUUACUAGCCUGGGCAUGUGAUAUUUAGAACUCUGUAUUAGCAGCCAUUUGGUAAAGUUUGAAUAUGAGAAUAUGUGUACUUAUCUAAAUCUGUGUAUGUAUGUAUCUUUCUAUUUGGGCGCGCGCGUGUGUAUGUGUGUGUGUGAAAGAGAGAGAGAGAAACAAACAAAAAGAGAGUGAGAGAAACAGAAAGAGAGUAAAAGAGAAACAGAAAGAGAGAGAGAAGAAAGAAAGAGAGAGAGAGAGAGCGAGAGAGAGAAAGAGAGAAAUGCUUAGUAGAUAUUAAAAUUAUUGCUUGUUACUUUCUUUUCUCCUUUCUGUUCAUCUUUUUUCAUGAAAGUUAUGUUUCUAUGCGCAUGUAUUUUUAGAUGAUGUUAAUUUCUAGAGUAUGUAUUUUCCUUGUUUCAUGAAAUAAAAAUGACUCGUUUA